AGCCGCAGGAAAACGUUUGCGCGUUGGAGGCAGGAGAACAGAAAGCGGCGCAGCGGAGUCUGCGCAGUGAGUCUGCGCAGUUCGGCUGCUCGUCAGUCCGAAGUUUCGGGAGACGCGCCGAGGAAGGAGGGAGCGAGCAGCGCCAUUUUCCUGACCCUCUUCCGUCCAGAUCAGGACCGGGCGCUUCUUCAGGGCGAGGAAACCGGACUCUGGACCAGAGUCGGGCCAGCAGGAACCUCAGAAGAAGAUCUAGAGGAGCGGACGAGGGGGAGGUGGAGGUGGAGCCAUGUCGACCUCAUGGCGUGAGGAAGAUGAGGAGUAUAAGGUGGGAGGAGCAAAAGGAGGGCUGAGAGCCAAGCCGAGGUUCUCCUUCAACGAGGUGCGAGUGCUGCUGGAGGCCGUGAAGAGGAACAGAUACAUCAUCCUCAGGAAGUUUAACCAGGGCGUGUCGGCUGAGACCAAGAAACAGACGUGGUGUGAGAUCACCAAUCAGAUCAACGGCCUGGGAGAGAAUCACAGAGAGGUGCGUCAGAUCAUGAAGAAGUGGGCGGACCUAAAGUGUGACGGGAAGCGACGUAUCGCGACCCUCAGGGGCCCGAACGGCAGCAACCUGAGGAAGAAGAACCUGGGCCCCGUGGAGAAGAUGGUGCAUAACAUCCUGCUGAUGAGUCCCAGUGGGGACGGUGACAGUGACCAGGAACCUGACGAUGACGAGGAGAUGUCAAAGAUUUACCCUAAAGGUCUGGCGUCCAAUUACUCCUACCUCGGUUUGACGGACAGCUCCCACUCGUUACCUGGAGGAGCCUCCUACGACAUGUCUCCUCUGUCCUCACCGGAGAAGGAACCUGGCGGAGAUCCCUUCCAUUCCUCCUCCGACUUUGACGUGGAGCUGGGAGACGAUGGAGAACGAACCAUGGACUUUGAUGAAAAUGACGACUCCCUGUUGUCCUCGCCUCCCGCCUCUCUGGACCCCCUCCCUGACAACGCCCUGCUGAGGGUCAAGCCCGUCCACACCUACUCCCGAAACAGCCAGAACCACAGCCAGAGCCACAUCCAGAACCACAUCCAGAACCACGACUACUCCAGACCGAUGCCGGAACCCUCUUCUUCUGCAGCCUCCACCUCCUCCGGUUUCCCUUCAGCAUCUGGUUCAAAGGCUGCGCCCACUGCUGCACCUCCUUUGUCGCGGUCCCCUUCAAGCUCCAAAAUGACUGCCUCCAUCCUCCCUAGGCCCCCCCCUGCUUCCUCCGCCAAUGACUCUACCUCUGACCUUGCAUCCUCCUCAUCCUCCAUCCUACCACCUUCUGCUCCACCUUCUGCUCCUCCUCCCGCUCCCUCAGCUGCAGUCUCCUCCUCCUCCUCCUCCGGUGUGUCUGCGCCUGCUGCUCCUUCCUCCUCUGUCCACCGCACCUCAGGCUCAAACCCGUGUGACCCUCUGCCGGCUGGAGCGUCCUCUCGCAGCUCCCAGGACAGCGUGGGCCAGAUGGCCACUCAGAGCCUGCAGCAGCAGCGGGCCAGCCGGAUGCUGCUGACCUCCAUGUCUCAGUCUCUGGAGGUGCUGGCUCAGUCCGUGCAGCUGCUGGUGGAGAGCCAGCAGGAGUUUGUGCAGGAGUCUCUGCUGCUGCAGAGGGAGACGGUGGACGUCCUGAGGGACUUCUCCACCGCCGCGCUGACGAUGCUGAGGGACAAAGGCAGCAGUGGACUUCAGGCGCAGCAUCUUGACCCCCCCCCUCGCUUCUGAAACACGCAGAGGAACAAACUGUGACGCCUUCAGGAGCCGAGUGCUGAACAUUCUUCCUUUGUGUUGCUGCUGGUUGUGAUGAGCACCUGCUGGGUUGAUCACUGGUUCAAUUAGUUUAGAGCUGAAGAUUGACUUCAGCUACAGGAGCCCACAUGGACCAUUUUAACUGUAAAGUUGAACGCAGGAAAUUCACUUUAAAAAGGAUGAAAUGACUCCGAGAUGAACGGAGAUGAAUCGACCAACUUCUGCUCGAGCGACGGAUGAAUCAAGUCUUUCAUGGAACAUUUUACACUUCACUUUGAUGCAGUGUGUGUUCGUCCUGCUCGCUGAGACACUGCUCUCUGUCUCCGACACAAAUAAAACAUUUAAUUUAACAUAUAACAAAUCUUUGAUUCAGAGUUAUUGAGCCUAACGAUGACAUUUAGUAGAAACAAGUUUUGGUUGAUGAGCGAUCAGGAAACUUCAGAGAUGAUUUAAAAAAAUUUUUUAAAGAGCAGAAAACUUCUAUUAUGCAGCAAAUGGAAGGAGGAUGAACAUCUGUAAACAUUAUAACUAUUAACAGCAGAUAAACGGACAUUUUAAAGCAGGUGUGGUUUAAACUGCUGCAGGGGAUGGACCCACGAACGAGGUGGAAACAAGAAUCUUUGGAUUUUAUAACGUAGAUUUAAUGUAGAAUCUGAUGGAGCCACUUCCUGCAGGAAACUGUCCGACCUCUUCCCCUCAUCAAACAGACGUCUCAGCCGAACUGUCACACGAGGAUGUUUCCUACAAACAGACGCUGACAAUAAAGGUUUUAUUAAAUAAAAACACAAA
Platichthys flesus (European flounder) is the source of this 2554-nucleotide messenger RNA. RefSeq lists its product as uncharacterized. Lineage: Eukaryota; Metazoa; Chordata; Actinopteri; Pleuronectiformes; Pleuronectidae. Bases 287 to 1741 code for a protein of 484 amino acids. The record is from RefSeq and is a predicted model, not a curated record. The transcript is spliced from 7 exons. Gene Ontology annotation, cellular component: nucleus.